AAACCAGGCAAAAAAUAUAAAUACAAUAAAAUGAAGGGGUAAAAAUUGAAAUUUAAUAGGCUGGGGGUUGGUGACAACUGACUACAAUUAGAAGGUUACAUCACCAAACCAACCAUAAAAUUACACUUUGAAAUCCAAAUCAUUCAUCUCACCAACUCCUCCUCCUCUUCUUCGUCUCUCUCUUUUGAUAUUUAAAGCUUUCUGGAGUGUGCGCGGCACAAACUCAGAUCAAAAGCAUGGGAGGAGACAAAAAAGUUUACACCUUUGCUGAGUGUUCUGAGUUCAACAACCGCGACAAAUGUUGGCUCGUCAUCCGCGGAAAGGUAUAUGAUGUAACAAAAUUCUUGGAUGACCAUCCUGGUGGUGAUGAUGUCAUACUAUCUAGCACAGGAAAGGAUGCAACUAAUGAUUUUGAGGAUGUGGGGCAUAGUACAAGUGCUUACUCAAUGAUGGAUGAUUUCUACAUAGGAGAUAUUGACACAACAACUAUUCCUUCUAAGGUGACAUACACACCACCAAAACAGCCUCAUUAUAACCAGGACAAGACACCAGAGUUCAUCAUCAAGAUCCUCCAAGUACUUGUUCCUCUUCUAAUUUUGGGUGUAGCCGUCGGAAUUCGCUUCUACACCAAGUCAGCUCAAGCUUAAGAAACAAAAAGUUGAAUUUCUCAAUAGUAAUUUGAAAAAAAGAAAAAGAAAAUUGACAAUAAAUAAGUUUGAGGAGACAGACACCCCCUUUUGCUUUUGUUAUUUUGAGUUGGUAAUUGUUUGUGCUUUGCUUUUUCUAUUGUAAUUUUUUCUCUGAAAUCUCAAAUUGUCACUCUUUAGAAUAUUUCCAUUUUAUGAUCUCACAAGCUUGUCUA
Messenger RNA from Cannabis sativa, 862 nucleotides. Its product is annotated as cytochrome b5. Bases 237 to 647 code for a protein of 136 amino acids. Gene Ontology annotation, molecular function: heme binding. The transcript has 3 exons. Gene Ontology annotation, cellular component: membrane; endoplasmic reticulum. Lineage: Eukaryota; Viridiplantae; Streptophyta; Magnoliopsida; Rosales; Cannabaceae. The record is from RefSeq and is a predicted model, not a curated record.